Messenger RNA from Alternaria rosae, 960 nucleotides. RefSeq lists its product as uncharacterized. Lineage: Eukaryota; Fungi; Ascomycota; Dothideomycetes; Pleosporales; Pleosporaceae. The record is from RefSeq and is a predicted model, not a curated record. The annotation marks the transcript as partial. The transcript is spliced from 2 exons.
AUACCUCCAAGUUUUGAGCCCCAGGUGCAACCCCAACAUCGACCCGUCGCAGCACUUUUAUCGUUCGAUCCAAUUUGUGGUGGUGUGAAAACAAUUCAUCGCAAUAUUGUGGUUUCUCUCCACCCGCUCAGGUGGGGUCGGCUCUCGGAUCGCGAUUACCCCACGAACAACAACAAAUGCGUUGAUCCCUCCACCCAUUCAAAACCUCGAAAAUGACCGAAAACGAGCCUUCCGACAGUGAGAUUAAUGCCUACGCGACAACAUGGGAUCCUGACCGCGAAGACCUUCGUUGGGUACCACCCGCAGCUGCUCUUCCCGCCCUCAUCAACCUCCCAACCCAUACUGAAGCUGUUUAGGAAGCAAAUCGCCUUUUGAUGAACACAGGAUUCGCCAUCAGCAUCAGGACCCCGCUCUACACGAAACCUUCAAGGGCAAACCCGGUGAGGGCAGUUCGCGGAGCUGUAUUGCGGUGUGCACAAGGUAGAACGUAUAGCUCGACUGGUAGCAACAAGCGGAAACAGAGCUCUAGAAUGACUGCCUGUGAGUGGAAAGGACGCAUGAGGUGGGUAGAAGCCGAAGGAGCUUCUGGAGCUUCUGGAUGGCAAUUCAUUACAGAAGAUGGGCGCCACAACCAUCCUGCUGCUGGUGUACUUGCUUUGCCGCAGUUCCGGAAGCGCGAUGAAGCUUUACUAGAGCGCAUCAAGGGCGCGAAGAGCAAUCGCGACUCAGCCAUGAAGAUACUGAGAAAGGAACGUUCGGCGGGAGCCAAUAUAACACGCUCAGAUGUAUCAAAUGAGUUGGCGAAGCUCCGCCGCGAGGAGCUUGGUGGCCGUACACGUAUUCAAGCGCUGGCUGAGUUCCUCUCAACAUACUCUUGUGAUGACAGCGGUAACGAGGAUACCAAGUUCUGGCAUAGGAUAACCCAGAAUGAUCAAGGUCGUGCCCGUAUCAUUUUCUUUG